Messenger RNA from Sycon ciliatum, 2367 nucleotides. RefSeq names its product guanine nucleotide-binding protein-like 1. Gene Ontology annotation, molecular function: GTPase activity; GTP binding. The record is from RefSeq and is a predicted model, not a curated record. Lineage: Eukaryota; Metazoa; Porifera; Calcarea; Leucosolenida; Sycettidae.
AUGCCUCAACACAGUCGUCGAAAACCGUUCAGUGGCAAGCAGAAGAGAGCCCAGCUCCAGCGAAACCGAGAUGUGCAGCGAUUCCGAGAGGACGACGAGGAGCCUGCCAAAGAGAAGCUGGAGAUACGCUCAGACUCGCCAUCUGACUCAGAUAAAGAUGAAGAAACACUGGUCACGUCUGAAAGGGCAAUGAUCGUAGAUAAAUUUGAGCCCAAGUUCGAAGAAGGCGGUGCCGUGGCUGAGACAAGGCGUCAAGACAGAUACAAACUGAUGUUUGCCCAAGAAAGUGCCAGUGAAAUUGAGGAGGGCAAGCGGGAGUCGCGUCAGCCAUUGCAAACCCUGGCAGAAAAAGACUUGGAAGUGUCCUAUGAAGAUAUAUGUAUGGAGCACAUCGACAUGCCUGUUCGUCCCACCUGGCAAUACAGCCUGAGCAAGCAGCAGCUGGAAGCUAAGGAGCAGCGCUACUUCAAUGAGUACAUUGACCAGCUCAUGGCUGAUACACACAACCAUCCGCUAAGCUACUUUGAGCGGAACCUGGAGUAUUGGCGGCAGCUGUGGCGUGUGCUGGAGAUGUCGAAUGUAAUAGUGAUUAUCGCCGAUGCACGCCAUCCCAUCCUGCACUUCCCACCAUCCCUGUACUGCCAUGUCGUACAUGAACUGAACAAAACGCUCGUGCUAGUGCUGAACAAGAUAGACUUGGUGCCGGCGAGUGUGGUACUGGCGUGGCGCGAGUACUUCUAUGGACUGUUCCCGCAACUUCACGUCGUCCUCUACACGGCUCGCCCAGGGAACCAGAGCAGCAGCCAGCGCUCCGACGCCAAGGGUCUGAUGUCGCACGCCCAGUGCGGCGCUAAGCGGCGCAUGAUAUGCGUACAAGGUGCCUGUCAGCUUAUCCGCGCCCUGGCCAAUGUGGUGGCCGAUCACAGUAUGCUGUCCGGUUGGACGGAUAAACUCUCAAAGUUUGAACGGCGUCGUAAGCAUACCGCAGACUCCAGCAACGGUACCAACGGUGGCAAUGAAGCUACGGCAGCGGCAACAGCAUCCUCACCGCUGUCCUUCAUUACAAUAGGUCUGGUCGGCCAUCCCAACGUGGGUAAGGCCUCCAUUCUCAAUAGCCUGAUUGGCAAGAAAGUUGUAAGUGCGUCGCGCACACCCGGCCACACGAAGCACUUUCAGACGCACUUCCUCACACCGCACAUCCGCCUGUGCGACUCACCUGGCCUAGCCUUUCCGUCACAUGUUGAAAAACAGCUACAGAUCCUGUCCGGAAUGUACCCAAUUUCCCAAGUGCGUGAGCCGUAUACAUCCGUCGGCUAUCUGGCGGCGCGCCUGGGAUGUAAUUUGCUUUCAAGCUCACUUCGUUGUGACGGCCACACCUGGUCCGCGUGGGACGUCUGCGAGAAGUGGGCGGAGGAAAGGGGUUUCCAUACCGCAAAGGGCGCCCGUCCCGAUACCUACCGUGCCGCGAAUCAUAUUCUGCGCCUGGCGACAGAUGGCAGAAUAGCACUGUUCGUACGACCGCCGAAGUACACUGAAGACUUAACGAAAUGGAUGUGCCAUCCCGAACUAAAGAGCGUUGUUGCAGUCCAACUGGAGGGCUUGGACCAUGAUGAGUUGAGGCCAGAGCCUUAACCUGUUGGCACAGCUUAGUGCUAGCAGCAACUCCAGUGCUGCCGCAUCGUCAGCAGAUGAUAGUUCCUGUCGUUGGGUAGCGUCACGUGCGGCCGCAGCCUCUCCGGCCACCCGCAAUCCGUUUGCCGGAUUGGCCGUGGCGGAUAGUGAAUCUCGUGAGAAGUGACACGGACUGUGUUUGUUUGAGGUGCUGUCGCUCCAAGCUACAUCUCACUAUGUUACAUUUCACCCUGUGGCUGAAUCACCCAAAUGUUUUAUCUUAUCUGCCCCCCCCCACACACAAACACACAUACACACACACACACGCUCUCUCUAUCUCUCUCUCUUAUCAAGUUAGUUACUCACUAUUGCGUUUGUGUGACUCUGGCUCCGAGACUUGUGGUCGGAUGACCCUCACACACCACACACGCACCCCAUCCGCAAUAGUGCCCACUGUUCCCCCCCCCCCCAGCCCCUUGGCUUCUGUCGAUGCCAAAGUUGAGAGCUAGACAACAUCACCGGUGUUCUUGAUUGCAAUGUGCACUGUUUUAACGUUUUUAAUCAAUCAUCAGUUUCAUCUUUUAAACCUUUUUAUACUUCUCAUUGUGCCUCUACUCCCUGCUGGCAGUACUGCUCUCUCCCUGGCUUACUGUUGCUGCAUACCCCGCUCUGACCAGCGAUCAUAAUAAUUAUUAUUAUGCCAACUUGACCUGAGUAUUUAUCUGCUUGACCUGAUUUUUGACCUGAUUAUUUAUC